Messenger RNA from Papaver somniferum (opium poppy), 1665 nucleotides. RefSeq names its product (-)-alpha-terpineol synthase-like. Gene Ontology annotation, molecular function: magnesium ion binding; terpene synthase activity. The coding region runs from base 1 to 1665 and encodes 554 amino acids. The record is from RefSeq and is a predicted model, not a curated record. Lineage: Eukaryota; Viridiplantae; Streptophyta; Magnoliopsida; Ranunculales; Papaveraceae. The transcript has 7 exons. Gene Ontology annotation, biological process: diterpenoid biosynthetic process.
AUGAACUACCGUUUAUACACCAAAUGUACAUUAAUCUCUCCGAAGUAUAAUCCGGUGGUUGUUAGUAAGCAACAGGGAAACGUUUAUUACCAGCCCACUAUUUGGGAUUACACUUUUGUCGAGUCGCUUCAAAGCAACUACAAGGGCCACGGAUACAUAAACCAAAUAGAGAAGUUGAAGAAAGAGGCGACCACUAUGCUUGAAAAGGCUGCGACACCCUUGGCGCAACUUGAGAUGAUCAAUGUCAUUCAAAGGCUAGGAAUGAAGUAUCUCUUUGAGGAGGAGAUCAAGGAAAUGCUUGUUAACAUAUAUAAGGACAAACCGAACGGUGGGGAAAUAUAUAACUUACAUGCUAGUGCUCUCAGAUUUAUGCUCCUCAGACAAUAUGGCUUUAAGGUCUCUCAAGAUGUGUUUGCUAUCUACAUGGACACAAACGGUUUUAAGGAACACCUGAGUGAGGAUGUCAAGGGAAUGUUGAGCUUAUAUGAAGCUGCACAUUUAGCUUCAGAAGGUGAAAGCAUACUAGAGGAGGCCAUACUAUUCACAAAAAGAAAACUCGCUGAAGGGAUCAACAACAAUGUAGAACUUAGAAAUCAAGUAAAUCGCUCCCUGGAGAUUCCAUUGCAUUGGAGGAUGGAGAGAUCAGAAGCUAGGUGGUACAUCAAUGAAUAUAAAGAUGCACAAGAUAUGAACCGUGUUUUCUUGAAAUUGGCUGAAUUAAAUUUCAAUAUAUACCAAGCCACACACCAGGAAGAUCUUCGAAAUAUGUCAAGGUGGUGGAGGAGUCUCGGUGUCGCUAGCAAACUGAAUUUCGCAAGAGACAGGCUAGUUGGGAGUUUCUUAUUUAGCAUUGGGAUUUCAGCAGAGGCAAAGAGCCAACGUUGCACAGAAUGGCUCACAAAAGUCAUGAAUUUUGUGCUAAUUAUUGAUGAUAUAUACGACGUUCAUGGUUCAUUAGAAGAACUCGAGAUAUUUGCCGAUGUCGUUGAAAGGUGGAAUACCAAGGACAUGGAAAAGCUACCGAUCUAUAUGAAAAUAUGUUUCUUAGCGCUUUACAAUACAACUAACGAAAUGGCUUUUGAGGUACUGAAAGAGCAAGGCCACGACAUCUUACCUUACUUAACCAAAUCAUGGGCAAAUUUUAUAAAAGCGAUGCUAGUAGAGGCGAGGUGGUGUAACAAGGGAUAUACACCGACGGUUAAGGAAUAUUUGUCAAACGGCUGGCUUUCCUCAUCUGGUUCGGUGUUUCUAGUUCAUGCAUUUUUCGCAACCAAACAACGAAUCACAACUGAUGUUCUACGAGCUCUAGAAGACAAUCAUAAUCUUUUGUAUUGCGCUUCCAUGAUUUUCCGACUUUCCAAUGAUCUUGCAACUUCGUCGGCGGAGCUAGAAAGAGGUGAUGUCUCCUCAUCAGUACAUUGUUACAUGCGUGAAAUGAGCAGUUCCGAAGAGGAUGCACGUUUGUAUAUAAGUGGACUUAUCAUGGAUACAUGGAAGAAAAUGAACGAGUCUAUCAUCGACACAACAUUCGAUCUUCCUUUUAUUCGCAUAGCUUUAAAUCUUGCACGAACAGCAAUGUUUUUCUAUCAAUACGGGGAUGGGCUUGGAGUUGAAGACGGUAAAAGUAAAGAUCAUGUUUUAUCUUUGAUUGUUAAUCCGAUAUAG